AUUCCAUUGUAAAAUUAAUUAACCAGAUAGACAUAGUGCUAAAGUAUGGCUCCGAAAUCGGGAAACAAUUCACCAGACACUCUAAAUGUUCCUCAAAAGCGAGAAAAGCAUCGUCACUUGGAAAUUGUGUGGACAAACGUUUGGAUUUUUACUGUGCUACAUACUGCAGCCUUUGCUGGUUUUAUCCUAGUUUUAAACAGAACAUGGCGUCCUUGGGUAUUCGGUGUGGUAUACUCGUAUUGUUCAGGUCUUGGAGUAACAGCAGGUGCACACCGUCUUUGGUGUCAUAGAGCAUACAAAGCUAAACUUCCUCUGAGGAUACUUUUAAUGGUUUUCAAUUGUAUAGCUUGUCAGAAUGAUAUUUACGAAUGGUCAAGAGAUCAUCGUGUUCACCAUAAAUUUACAGAAACAGACGCUGAUCCACACAAUGUCAAUCGGGGAUUCUUUUUUGCCCACAUGGGGUGGCUAAUGCAUAAGAAGCAUCCUGACGUUAGAGAGAAAGGAAAGACAGUCGACUGUAGUGACAUCUUGCAAGAUCCUGUAGUAAGAUUUCAAAAAAGGUUUUACAUUCCUUUGGUACUUCUGUUAACCUUUUAUCUCCCAACUAUGAUACCUGUUUGGGUAUGGGGUGAAAAAGUGUGGUUUGCCUUUCUUACCACUGGAAUCUUACGUUAUGUUAUUACACUACACUGCACGUGGUUAGUAAACAGUGCAGCCCAUUAUUGGGGAAACCGGCCGUACAAUCGUUUCAUGGAUGCCCGAGAAAACAAGCAUGUGGCAUGGUGGGCUCUCGGUGAAGGCUUCCACAACUAUCAUCACGCUUUUCCUUACGACUAUUCCACUAGUGAGUACGGAUGGAAACUGAAUAUAACAACCAUGUUCAUAGAUUUCAUGGCCAAGUUGGGACAAGCCUACGAUCUGAAAACAGUUCCUAAUGACGUCAUUGAAAAAACCCGACAGAAAACUGGAGACGGCACUUUGACGUUUCAGUAGGGAUUGUUGGCAAUCAAGAACGAAAUUAUUCAUUCAUAAUACACUUUUAUUAAUGAGCAACAUCCCAAUAAAGAUCCCUGGAGGGUCUCAUCAAUUUGUUGUUAUUGGUUGAAUAUAUAAUCACGAAAAUUCAGCCCCUCUCUACUUAUAUAUAUAUGAAACUAAU
Limulus polyphemus (Atlantic horseshoe crab) is the source of this 1159-nucleotide messenger RNA. Its product is annotated as acyl-CoA desaturase-like. Gene Ontology annotation, molecular function: stearoyl-CoA 9-desaturase activity; iron ion binding. NCBI's taxonomy places the organism in Eukaryota, Metazoa, Arthropoda, Merostomata, Xiphosura, Limulidae. The transcript is spliced from 5 exons. Gene Ontology annotation, cellular component: endoplasmic reticulum membrane. The record is from RefSeq and is a predicted model, not a curated record. Gene Ontology annotation, biological process: unsaturated fatty acid biosynthetic process. Bases 46 to 993 code for a protein of 315 amino acids.